AAUGUGUAAUGAGGGAGCGUUUUCAAAUCUCUUAAGGUCUUCAAUAUCAUUUCAUUGGUUAUGAUUUGUUUAAUUGUAUAAAUUUAAUUAAUUUCAUUUUUUAUUCAAUUUAUUAUUUAUUAUUUAAGCAAUCCUGGAUCUUUUUAUCAGGCAUCCCAGUCUUCCACAACCAUCGUGAAGGUCCAGUUGUGACUUUUGAAAAUGCCCACAGAGAAUACUUUGGUUGAUCUUUUGGAAUUUUUACGAAACCAAUAUGAUUUCAUUUGGUUAACUUUUCAUGACUACAAGUGCAAUCAAUUCAAGAGAUCAUUGAAACGUAGUCCGGGACAGAUAAGAGCAAAUGUUUUCAACGAACCUCACAUUCAGGAACUCAUUGAAAAUGAUCCCGGAACUAAAGAAAAGAUUGAUAAAAUUAUGGAUGAAAUGUCACAUACAUUUACUUUGCGAUCCAUCCGAUUUAUUGGUUAUUUCGUUGUCAAAAUCAUGAAAUCGAUCUACCGCCAUGCCUGGAUUGAAAAUAAAAUCACCAUAAGUCCGUCAUCAUUUUAUUACGAUCCAGUUGAUCAAUCUAUUCCAUCAACUAUCAACCGUCUCGUCAAUGAAGCUCCGGUCAUUUACCUGCCGACCCAUCGAAGUUAUGCCGAUUUUUUACUCUUUUCCUACAUUUGCUUCCAAAUGAAACUACCUCUUCCUGCCAUAGCAGCUGGUAUCGACUUUUUAUCACUUAAACAAAUUGCAUCUCUUCUCCGAUCUUGUGGUGCCUUUUUCAUCCGUCGGUCUUUCAAAGGCUCUGAAAAUUCCCUUUACCGAUCUGUGUUCCGUAGUUAUGUCCAAGACUUGGUAAAGGGAGGAGAGAUGCCUAUGGAGUGCUUCAUCGAAGGGACUCGAUCUAGAACAGGAAAAUCUUUACAACCCCGUCUUGGUCUGAUCGGAACCGCUCUGCAACUUUUCUGGACUGCUCAGAUUCCGGAUCUAAUUCUGAUCCCGGUUUCCAUCUGCUAUGAUCGUAUAUUGGAAGAAGAUUUGUAUGCCAAAGAGUUAAGUCCUCCGCAAAUUGACACUUCAAGCGGUUCUAAACCCAAAGAAACGCCUCAACAUCUCCUCAAUGGUGCUAGAGCAAUCCUUGCUCAAGAUUUUGGUUCUGUUUAUAUUAGAUUUGGCUCUCCUAUAAGUUUACGAGAGUUCCCAGGAAAUCAUGAGAUUCGCCUUCAGUAUCAGACAACUUGUAAAUCAGCUGAUGGUCCACAAUGUGCUGAAGAGUUAUCAUUUGCGUCCCAGUUGUGCAGAUCAGUAAUUCAAGAGCAUCAUCGGGCUUCCAUUAUUUCACCCUUUUCACUCUUCUCUUGUACCAUCUUUUCUGAUCUAAUCUCCAAAUGCAAUUACUUGGAAUACGAACCCAUCAUUCUUGAAGAUGAUAACUUUUCUUAUAUUGACUAUUCAGUUGACCUGAUCUUAGAAACAAUGGAACAGCUCUGUGAUUUAGUUUCGGAUAACAAUUUAUCUCACAAAUUGCUCUCUCGUAGUUUAAAGGAUGAAUUUUUAUCCUCCUUACCUAUUCAUUCUAAUCUAGUCAAUUUAGAAUCAACCGAUUUACAUGAAAGUAUACGAAUAUCGUUUGAAAAUCAUUUAACUCUUGCUCGAUUUCGUAAUUAUUCAAACCAAUUUCUUCAACUGGUCAUUGGAAUUGCCAUGGUCGUCUAUUCACCAUCUUAUAAAGUUUAUACCAACCUAGAGAGGCUUCUUUCGCAAGAAUUUGUUCUAUCACCUAAAUCAUCUAGCGAUUUUGAUGCUGAAAAGAUCUCUCUUGAUAAAUUAUCUCCAAGAGUAAUAGAUUUACUCACAACCCACAUCAAUUACUUCCUAAUUAACUAUCACAGAAUAUGUCAAUGGCUAUUAUCAGUUGAUCCAUUUGAACCUCUGGAAACAAAAUCUUUUAUUCGUAAAGUUCAAAUUGAAAUUAAAGUCCCAAUGGAUAUGGUUCAGAAUUUCGUCCAAUUCUCGUUGAAAUAUGGUUCAUUGGUCUAUUCUGAAAAUCAGCUUGUUAUUAAUCGUAGCUCAAUUAGAGGUUUACUUGAUCUAAUUGUAUCAACUUCACAUAGUACGGAUUUUCAUCCAAUUGAAUCUCCAAUCAAACCUAAAUUGUAAAGCAAAAUUCAUCUUUCGGGUAGAUUAUCUGUUUUAGGUCACCCAAUAAUCUUCCAACUGAUUUUUAUCAUUGUAUACUUUUGCCUAUUUCACUCAAUAUGAAAUUACACUUGUCAAUAAUUUAAAAAUUGUAAUUUAUAAAAGAGCCUGAAAUUAGCUUUUUUGCUAAAAUGAUCUUAAUCGAAUCUUUUUCAUUCUUUCAUAGUUAACUUAAAUUUUGUUUAUGGUCAUGCAACUUGAUUACUUAACAUAAUAUAAUUGAAUUUUGGUGGACUAUUUCUCAAUAAACCUAAUCACAAUUGUGCAUUCAUAAUCAUUC
Molecule: messenger RNA, 2464 nt
Organism: Tetranychus urticae (two-spotted spider mite)
Lineage: Eukaryota; Metazoa; Arthropoda; Arachnida; Trombidiformes; Tetranychidae
Product: dihydroxyacetone phosphate acyltransferase
Biological process (GO): triglyceride biosynthetic process; fatty acid metabolic process; phospholipid biosynthetic process
Cellular component (GO): mitochondrial membrane; peroxisomal membrane
Molecular function (GO): glycerol-3-phosphate O-acyltransferase activity; glycerone-phosphate O-acyltransferase activity
Source: RefSeq, a predicted model, not a curated record